This is a messenger RNA of Manihot esculenta (cassava), 1815 nucleotides long. RefSeq names its product 3'-5' exoribonuclease 1. The record is from RefSeq and is a predicted model, not a curated record. Bases 141 to 1373 code for a protein of 410 amino acids. Gene Ontology annotation, molecular function: nucleic acid binding; 3'-5'-RNA exonuclease activity; zinc ion binding. NCBI's taxonomy places the organism in Eukaryota, Viridiplantae, Streptophyta, Magnoliopsida, Malpighiales, Euphorbiaceae. Gene Ontology annotation, biological process: exonucleolytic trimming to generate mature 3'-end of 5.8S rRNA from tricistronic rRNA transcript (SSU-rRNA, 5.8S rRNA, LSU-rRNA). The transcript has 5 exons.
UAAUUAAAUAAAACUAUAAAGAGUAGCUUCUUAUUUGUACAAAGCUUAGCUAUCUUCCACAAUUUCCAAAUCACACCAGGUGGGCAAAACAGAGUAAGAUCUCAUGUACUCGCUGGUGGAUCUUUAUUUAACGCAAGAUCAUGAUGGCCCUUGAAAAUAAAGAAACUAUCCAAAGGAGCUGUGAGGCAUCCUUAAAAUGCCUCCAGACCAAUGGAUUCCCUUAUGGGAAUUCAAUUGAUGGCUUUCCAGAGCUUAAAGAAGAAACUAGUGCGCACUCAGGUGGGGAUGUUGUGGAACCAGUUCACUCAAUAAGCAGCGAAUUUCUUGAACUUCCCAGUGAAUUUCACAGCAAACCUACAUACCAUCAUGAUUUUGGCUCCUGGUCAACCUUCUACCCUGAUUCUCAAAAGGUUCAGCAGUGCCAAAUGAAUUGCUUUGAGGGUCAAUUUUAUCCUUUUCCUAUGGAAACUCGAUUUCAGUAUGCCCCAUUUAAUAUGUACUCCCAAGGUUGCCCCUAUGAGUUCCAUUUCCAAGAUUUUCAGUAUUUUGUAGUCAUAGACUUUGAGGCUACUUGUGACAAGGAAAAAAAUCCCCAUCCGCAAGAGAUAAUUGAGUUUCCAUCUGUCAUUGUGAGCAGUGUAACUGGCCAACUAGAAGCAUGUUUCCAGACAUAUGUGAGGCCAACUUGCAAUCAGCUCCUAAGUGAUUUCUGCAAGGAUCUGACUGGUAUCCAGCAAAUCCAGGUGGACAGAGGUGUCACUCUGAGCGAGGCACUCCUUAGGCAUGACAAAUGGCUUGAGAAGAAGGGGAUAAAAAACAGUAACUUUGCUGUAGUUACAUGGUCAAACUGGGAUUGCCGGGUGAUGUUGGAAUCUGAGUGCCGAUUUAAGAAGAUCAGGAAGCCCCCUUAUUUUAACAGGUGGAUCAAUUUGAAGGUUCCUUUCCAUGAGGUGUUUGGUGGUGUUAGGUGCAAUCUAAAGGAGGCUGUGGAGAUGGCAGGCCUAGCCUGGCAAGGCCGUGCUCACUGUGGACUGGAUGAUGCCAAAAACACUGCUCGCCUACUUGCCCUGCUCAUGCGCAGGGGUAUUAGAUUUUCCAUCACAAACUCACUUAUGUGGCAGACAACUGAUGGUUCAUUGCCAUGGAAGCCAUCCCCUGACCAUCUGUCCUUCUCACCACAUCAACCCUACAAACUGAAGGAAAUGCAUAUUCCUGUUUUCCAGUAUCACCCCUUCUGUUACUGUGGAGUGAAGAGCAGUAAAGGAAUGGUUCGGAAGCCCGGGCCAAAGCAAGGGAGCCUUUUCUUUGGCUGUGGCAACUGGACUGCCACUAGAGGUGCCCUCUGUCAUUACUUUGAAUGGGCAUCUCCCUGACUGAAAACUAUGGGAAGACCUCUUUAUGUUUCGUCAAAGCAUCCUAGAAUCUUUGGGAUGUAGCAUGUAAAAAAAAAUUGAAAAAAGGGAUGGAAAGAAAGGUAGUGUGGCCUAGUGGGUUGUCUCCUAGUAGAAGCUUUUUAUGUGCAUCAACUGUUUGGUGAGGUUUCUUCUUAGAGAGUAAAGUAUAAAUUAGUUAGCUCAGUUGCUGAAGAGUGUGGUAAACAUGGAAAAAAUAGGGAGCUACAACCUGUAAAGCUGACUUGUUGACAGGGGAACAAAUUGGGAAUGCAAGGAAUGGGUAGUUAGGAGUAUUAAGCUUUACAUGCUCAGACAUGGUAAAUUAUCUUAUCAUAAAUAAUCUGUGAGAUAGAGACAAAUUGGGUUUUCUAUGGAUUUCUAAUGCCAAUAUGGGUAGAAGUACUUGCCCUCAGUUUGCUGA